Messenger RNA from Tachysurus vachellii, 5233 nucleotides. It is a transcript of the gene fmn1, whose product is annotated as formin 1. The coding region runs from base 537 to 4226 and encodes 1229 amino acids. Gene Ontology annotation, biological process: actin filament network formation; cortical actin cytoskeleton organization; actin nucleation. Gene Ontology annotation, cellular component: actin filament; cytoskeleton; cytoplasm. The record is from RefSeq and is a predicted model, not a curated record. Lineage: Eukaryota; Metazoa; Chordata; Actinopteri; Siluriformes; Bagridae. The transcript is spliced from 13 exons. Gene Ontology annotation, molecular function: actin filament binding; microtubule binding.
UUCCUGUGUGACAUAUGGAUUAAAAGCAAGAGGAUUCUACUGGUAUAACUCAAUUUAAACUGGAACAAAGAGACAACCGAGUGAAGAUAAAGGAAGAUCAGGUGCAGCAUCUGUAUCAGUUGGAUAAUUGAUUACCACCCAGCUCCUGUUAAACAUUUGUGGAUUGUCAUUUAUAUAUUUCCUUGGACUUACAAGGCAAACAAGAUUUUUCAUUGUGCUCAUAUCUUGAUUUUAUGUGACUUUGUCUUUCUGAAUGUUCUGGAAUUAGAAUAUAAAGGUGACAACAAGAAAAGAAAGAUUUGGAGAACAGUUUUGGUGAAAAAACACAUGUAUUGUAACAAAGCUUGAUAAAAGACGUUGUACACAUUUUUAGAAGUCCAGUAAGGAUUUAUUUUGCAUUCAAAAAAUUAAGUUCUGGAUUCCAGUUCUAGCCUGAAUGGACAUGAAUCAAUGCAAGUACAAAAAUGAAAAGGAACUAUUCUUCCUAGUGGAAUGUUGAUAUUUGCAUCCAAACUGUAAAAUACUUGCCUGAAAAAAUGGAUAAUCAUCCUGCUAAUUCAUUCUUUACCAACUUCACUAACUUUUUCAACCAUGUAGAGAAAACUGAAGACACACCGGUUCUUUCAUCUUUUCGUCAUCUGUCUGAGAAAAAUACUGAACUUCAGAACAUCAGCGUCCAAAAACCUCACACUAUUAGAUUUGAUGAUGAUUCACCUGUUGAACAAGAUCUCAAAGCAAUGAUGGUUUCUAAUCAAAUUAAUAGCAGGACGACAUCAGAAAUAAAAGUCUUGAUAGAGACAGAUGUUUUACCUAGAGAUGAAGGCAACAACCAUAAAAAUCUGGAUGAGACAUUAUCUCUUGAGCAAAUAAUGGAUAAUAAUGUUGAAACUCACAUUAAUACAAGCAUGGACAGAGAUGAAAUAAAAAUUCAAGAAACACCAAGUCAUACUGGAAAGGAAUUCAUGGUCAUGGACCUGCCAGUCAGUAUGGAUCAAGGAAAGUCAUGGAAUAAUUCAUCCUUGACAUGCCAAGGUAACAAAAAAUUGACAGAUGGUCAACCUGACCUGCUGUCUGAAGCGUUUGUCCAGGAAUAUAAUGAUGCUUGUCUGAGUAACACAGCAUCAGCAGAAAGCCAGAUAAGUGGAGAUCCCUCAGAAAGUAUCACGGAACAGAUUAUAGAGGGAUUACCAGACAAAGUUAUGAGAGAUGGCAACACAUCCAAAAUCACCAAAGAAGAGGUGUUAUCUACUGCGGAGUAUGAGGGGAAAUAUCAAGAAUGGACAAAUGAAGUUGAACAUAUGCAGACCUCAGGAACUCAGAAACCAUCAUGUAAGACUGAAAAUGAGGAACUUUGUCCAGACAGUACAUUUAAGACAAGUUCCACAUACAUCAACAAUCCAAUCUCGGCUGUAGCAUUCUCAGAUCAGGCAGAUGGCACCGUGUCUACUUUUAAAUGUAACUUGGUUAAACCUGAUGGAGACUUUGGUACAAAGGGCAAACAGACUGACACAGGCAAUAAUAAGAUUCUGCCAAAAGAGGAAUUCAGGAGCUUCUUAAUUCUGGACACAUAUAAUGGAUGUCAUGUGGCAUCAGAUCCUGUUCAGAAACUAAAGACACAUUCACAAUCCUGUUCAGAAACUGGAGACACAUUCCUGAAUAUCGAGUCUGAUCAAGUGUUAUUAAAAUUGGAACCAACAUCUCCAGACAGUCUCAGUGAAAUACAAAAGGGGAGAGAAAUAGAAUAUGUACAAGAAUCAAGCAAAGUAGAAAUAAAACAGAGUGGUGGACAAGAUAGAUGGACAAUAAUGACAGAUGAGAGUGAUAACCUGGUACAAAUAGAGGGAGAAGACAAAGAGAGAAAUUCAGAGUCCUCGGGUAAUCCCACUCCUACUUGGAACCAAGAAGAGCCACUAAACAAUAAAAAUGCUUCUAGGCAAGCCAAAAUAGUUACCUUCUCUCCAGGCCUAAAGUUGGAGAAACCUCCUCAACUACCCUCCAUAUUUAGUGGACUGAAAGGGUUAAAAAAAGAUGUGCAGGACCAGCAGAAAAAAACAUUAACCCUCGAACAACCUAUGAUGAAACGAGUCUCUGUUAAACGGGCACUUUUCUCUGAGAGACCCUCCAAAAGUGAGACUAAAGGGAGCAUCCUUGAGCAGCUCUCACAACUCCUGAGUUUUGAUGCUGGCAAAGUGGGAGCAAAAAAAACACAGGAACCCACAGCAAGUCCUCCACUCUCACCUAGUAGUGAGGUCCUAGAAGAAGAAAUGUCUCCAGUAGAGGAAAGUGUAGAGGGUCCUGAUGUUGUUUCAUCAGAGGAAAAUAGCAAAUUAACAAAUACAGAGACAACCCUCAAUGCUUUUAAAGCUUUCUUUAGCCCUAAACCAGCUAAGAGAAACACCUCAGACCAUAUUGACCUGGAUGCUGUAAAGAGGGCAUUUAAUCCAGAAACAAUCCGAGCUAUCUUUGACAGAAACUCCAGCAAGCCUCCAGACAACAAAAACAUUUCUGAGAACAAAUCUCCUGAGAAUGAGGAGAGGACACCAGGGCGCCUGCAGGCUGUCUGGCCUCCUCCAAAGUCCAAAGAUGAGGAGGAAAAAAUUGGGUUAAAAUACACAGAGGCUGAGCAUCAGGCAGCUCUUCUACAUCUAAAAAGAGAGUGCAAAGAAGAGCAGGAGGCAUUAGAGGCAAACUUUAAGCUCCAGCUCUACCACCUCAGAGAUGAGAAUGAAGAAACUGUGUCCAGACUGCAAGCAGUAAUUGCGGAUCUGAAAAGCGCUGCCAACUGCUCACACAGGGAGCUCAGAGAUGCAGCUGUGUCAACCGAAGACUACUUCACACCUCGAAUUUUUCGAACUGUGUGUAUUCAGACAGACCGAGAGACUUUUAUUAAGCCUGUCAAGGCACCAGAGAUAAGCAAAGACCUUUGCCCUCAAACAAAUGUGCCUAAAAAACUAGAUCUUGCAUCAAUUGCUAGUAAUCUUUCAAGUAAACCGGAGCAUGCAGCGCCUCAAUUACUGCCAUUGCCAACACCACUACCACUGUCUGUUCAGUCAGGACUUGAUAGUGUAACAACUUCAAAUCCCCUUUCACUGCCUGGUCCUUCUGAGAGUUAUUCAAAACCUGCUCAGACAGACAAGUGCCCACCACUCAGACAAGUUAGUUGUCUACCCCCUCCACCACCACCUCCACCUAUAAUCUUAGCUGGUCUUGCUCCUCCACCACCCCUACUAGGCCCUGUGCCUACUCCUCCCUCUGGAAGUGGAUUGUUCUCUCGAGCUGAGGAGAGACUGCAACGAAAGCCAAGAGUGGAACCUGUCUGUCCAAUGAAACCACUCUACUGGACACGGAUACAGAUUCAAGACAGCAGAAAUGAUACUUUGUGGAGCAUGCUGAAGGAGCCGGGCAUAAUAAAUACUAAUGAGUUUGCUGAGUUGUUUGCAAAAAUGGCUUCACCCGCCAAAAGGAAACCUCUAUCUGAAGCCUACGACAACACAGCCAAAGCCAAGAAGAUCAUUAAGGUGUUGGACAGCAAGCGUUCUCAAGCUGUAGGAAUCUUAAUCUCAAGUCUCCACCUGGAGAUGAAGGACAUACAGCAGGCUAUUUUGAUGAUGGACAACUCUGUGGUUGACCUGGAUGCUAUUGAAGCCCUGUAUGAAACUAGAGCUCAGCCUGAAGAGUUGGAGAAAAUAAGAAAACACUACGAAACCUCAGAUGAAGAGCAUGUCAGACUGCUGGACAAGCCUGAACAGUUCCUCUAUGAGCUUUCUCUGGUUCCCCAGUUCUCUCUAAGAGCACCGUGUAUUAUUCUCCAGUCAACAUUCACUGAUGCUGUUGCAUCUAUCCAGCGCAAAGCAAACACAGUUCUCCAUGUGUGCAAGGGACUACUGGAGAGAGACAGUGUGAGAGAUGUGCUGGGGCUCGUACUUGCCUGUGGGAACUACAUGAAUGGUGGGAGCAGACACCGAGGCCAGGCAGACGGCUUUGGUCUCGACAUUCUCCCCAAGCUCAAAGACGUUAAGAGCAGGGAUAACAACACAAGUCUGAUGGAUUACAUAGUGUCUUACUAUCUACACAAUCUUGAUGAGAAUGCUGGGACAGAAAACUGUGCGUUUCCAUUGCCUGAGCCUCAGGAUGUCUUCCUUGCUUCCCAAGUUAAGUUUGAGGAUUUAUCCAAAGAGCUCCGAAAGCUGGGCGAAGACCUUGAAGACAAAGUGGAGUCUUUGUGAUUUUACCAUGGCGCCUUUUAGAUAUGUCUUUAAUCCUGCCCAUCUGAUGCUUUCUGCUAUUGUAUGAUUUCAAGGCUUUGUUGCGUAUGUCGUUGUUGAGGGUCACAUGCAUGCAGUGCUGCUGUUCUUAUGUAAUCUGAGGGAAGAGCAGCUUAUCUUCCCGCCGGCCGCUCUCUAUCUCUGCACAGAUGCACCGCAGUUCUCCUGUUACACUGUAUCAGCUUCAGUUCAGUGUGGCCGUGCAGAUUUGUGUCAGAGAUUCUUUUCUUUAGCUCUCAACAAGCCCUCCUUAUCGGGCGACUGAGAGACUGCCAAAUCUGGCCCAUCACGUUCUCCCUUUUGUCUCACUGUUUGAACCUCCCUCAUGCCUGCAAUGAACCAUGUGUUUUUUUGCUUUAUAUCAUUUUUUUGUUUUGUUUUUCAAUGGCAUGUUUAGUUAGUUUGCCCCGAUCACAUAGUUUACGCUUGCUCUCUUUUUGACCGCAUUUAUCUCCUGUGGUAUUUGGUGGUAUGGGGAACUUCUGAAAUUGAAAUGAUUCACUCUGGGAAUUUUAUUGUUGUGUCCAGAGCAUUUAGCAAAUUUGCAUUCAGUCUCAUGCAUUAUGUACUUACUACACAAACUCAGGACACAUUUGAAAAAGAAAUAUUUGUCACACAGUGAUACGACACUGUUUACAUUCUGGAAGUUUGCUUAAGUAAUCUUCCUUUGUGUCCUGGGGGUUUUAUUGCAUAACCAGUCACCCCACAGUUUACACAAAUGCUGAAUGAAAACAGUGGCAUGUGUAGUCUUAUCAGAGACAGAUGCAGAUGGACUGAAUCCAGCAGGCCUGGGCUCCCAUCGCUCUCUAUUAUGACUGGGAUAGCAGUCUGGCCCCUCUGAUCCUUGGAUUGGACUGAACUGACGAUGAACAAACGGCGCAGCCUGGUGCCAUAGGGGGGAGUGGCAGGUAUCUGCUGCCGCCAUCAACAGUGCCAGAGAACAGGCUCUGAACUGCUGACUCCACCAC